This is a messenger RNA of Triplophysa rosa, 2354 nucleotides long. RefSeq names its product chromobox homolog 3b (gene cbx3b). The record is from RefSeq and is a predicted model, not a curated record. Gene Ontology annotation, molecular function: chromatin binding. Gene Ontology annotation, biological process: chromatin organization; negative regulation of transcription by RNA polymerase II. Gene Ontology annotation, cellular component: nucleus; pericentric heterochromatin. Bases 268 to 849 code for a protein of 193 amino acids. NCBI's taxonomy places the organism in Eukaryota, Metazoa, Chordata, Actinopteri, Cypriniformes, Nemacheilidae. The transcript has 5 exons.
AACCACUUCCUCCCCUUCUCCCAAUCGGCCAUGUUUAAUUUGUCUCAUUCACGAAAAGUUAUGUAAACAAAACAGGAAAGUCGCGAUUUUGGAGGCGAAAGUGACGAUGCAUUAGGUUACUGAAUUGCAUUGUGAUCUUCUGUCCGGAUGCUUGUUUGAGCAGACUGAUCAUUUAUCAGCAGCCGUGGGAAUAAAAGACUAGCGAGUGAACUGCGCGUGAGACAACGGCAGCUUCAUAAUACUUUGGCAGACGUGUUACAGUAAACCAUGAGGAAAAAGCAGAAUGUGAAAAACAGAAAAGCAGAAGAGACAACGAUCGUACAGGAGUUUGCAGUGGAAAAAAUCACCCGCAGAAGAGUACAUGAAGGAAGAGUUGAAUACUAUUUGAAGUGGAAAGGCUUCACAGAUGCGGAGAAUACCUGGGAACCAGAGGACAACCUGGAUUGUCCUGAGCUAAUAGAGGAGUUUCUCAGAAACCUGUCUGUCACAGGAGAAACAGAACCAGACGGGUUUCAGUCUACAUACCAUGAUGUCCAGCCUAAGCAAGAGUUAACUGAGGUCGAUACUGAUACGGCUCACCAGCGGUCUCCGAUGGAGCUCAUUGAGAGAAGUAAGGAAGAGGCUGGCGAUCACAGCUCUGAGAUCCCUGCAGGUCAAUCCAGCCACCCAGAACCAGACUGCAUUAUCGGAUCCACAGACCGACAGGGAGAGCUCAUGUUCCUCAUCAAGUGGAAAAACACAGAUGAGGUGGCUUUACUGUCAGCCAGGGAGGCUAGUAAAAGGUGGCCCCAGAUGGUAAUCGGCUUUUACGAGGACAAGCUGACCUGGCACGCAGAAGAGGAGCCAUAAGAGGAAAAAUAUGGAGCAGUGGAUAAUACUGUACCUCCUGGCGGCUUUAAACGUGGUCAGAAACGCAAACACUGUGGCAAAAGUUGACUGUUUGAUUUACCACAUAUCCAUAGUCUGUGAGUCCACACUUCAAUGUAAACACACACUGAACCUGGAGAAAUGUGAGUAUUAGAGUUCUGCUGAAGGGUAUGACAUGUACAAAUCUAUGUGUUGGAAACUGUGUUAUGCUGAAGUGCUUUAUUAAUCGUGGUUGUGGUCAUUUUAGGCUGGGUAGGCAAUUCGUUACAGAAACAGUUUGUGUUAUGCUAGUUGAAAAAUGAUGUUUGAUUAACAAAGUAUAGAAUUACGCAGCUUCCAGCCAUUAGCCAUUACGUCUCUCGUCCAUUCCAAACAAAGAGAAAACCCUAUAAAUAGUCAAAUCGCCUCACCUCUGUCACUCCACAUUUUGCAGUAUCCCUCCUCCACCCCGACUCCUCACUUUUAAACCCUCUAUUUACGGGGUGGGGUGGGGGGGUGUGUUGGGGAGAGCUCCGGGCUCGGGCAAACACCGAGAUCAGAGCCCUCGCCCCGGACAAAGGGGAGAACCUGGACAGCACGCCAAAUAUGCUUACAGAUUCUCUGCUUUAUUAAACUGCCGCCUAUUUUAAUUAUUUGCUAAGGCGAACUCGUGGAUCUCUUCACAUCCUUAGCAAUCGCUAAGUAACAUGGUAUAUAAAUAUAAAUAUUUUGUGGAAGGUGCAGGACCAUAAAAUGUUCGUCCAAUGAUUGCAUUCGGUCCGAAUGCAUUGAUAGGAUGUCCCACUUGUCUGUCAAACUAUGUAUUUGCAUACCGCUGCUCACCCUCCUCGCUAGGCAAUGUUCUGUCAUCAUCACGUUCUUGUGUUUUAGAGGAGGUGUGGCUUUAGAUGGCGCUCUGAAGGGAAGGUGGGAUUUUAUGCUUAGUGCUGGCUUACUAUAUUGUUAGCCUCUCCGAAACGGCCUACCCUUUCUUUAACAAUCUGUUGUUGUUUAUUAUGUUUUGUUCAUCAUUCUGUUAUGUGUAAGGACAUACUGUUUAGUAAGAGAUUCAGAGUGGACACUACUUGCUCAAUAGGAAUUGUUUUUAUGUGUAGAUGUACUUACUGUAUUAUGAACACUGUCUGUACUACAAUAAAUCUGGUGACGUGUGGGGUCUUAUUGUAGCUCAUGCUGAUAUAACUAUAGAUUUGCACAAUAUUAUUGUAGAAUAGCUUGUACAGUAAACAUGGUGGCACACAAGUUGUUUUUCAGCUACUGUCACAAUCACAGUAUGUGUUAUUUCAUUCAGUUUAUAUUUUUUCGUCAAAGACGUCCUCUGUAUUUCUAACUUUUUGUUGUUUUGGUAAAGAUCACUGUUAGCGUUUAAUCCUGUGUGAACUAUCUACAGGUGCUUCAAUAAAUGUGAAAUUACCUCAGAAAUGUUGUGAUUCUUUAUAAAAUGACAUCAUGGCUAUGUGUAAUUGUCAUUAAAGAACAAAUUUAAAAAA